GGCGGGAGGUAAUGUUAAUGUGUGCAGUCUUCGGCUUGUGGAAGCAGAUUGAAUAUAUAAUGUUGCUAGUCCUAAUACAUUACUAGCAUUCCGGUUCAUUAAAUUAUUCUAUUUUAUGUAGAGCUGGUUUAAUUAUUUGUGGAGAGAAAACCAUGAGUGAGUUUCGGAUACAUCACGAUGUAAAUGAAUUGCUCAGUUUACUUCAUGUUCGAGGAGGCGAUGGAGCUGAAGUAUAUAUUGAUUUGCUGCAGAAGAACAGAACUCCUUACGUCACGACCACCGUGUCUGCGCACAGUGCCAAGGUGAAAAUCGCUGAGUACUCAAAAACUCCCGAGGACUUUCUGAGGAAAUACGACGAACUAAAAUCAAAGAAUGUGCGCAACCUUGAUCCCCUGGUCUAUCUUCUGUCAAAGCUCACAGAGGAUAAAGAGACCCUCCAAUGUCUGCAGCAGAAUGCCAAGGAAAGGUCAGAAAUGUCUGCUAAUGCUACCUCCAGUAGCAGUGCCAGCUUCAGUAUUCCUCCAACCACCACCAAGAUGUCCAUGCAGGAGCUGGAAGAACUUCGCAAGAAACUCGGCAACGUCACAGCCAGCUCCAACGUUCAGCAGUCUGCCGAAGUCACGCGGAAGAUGCUGAGGGACAGGCACAACAAGAAGAACCCCACGCAGCCCAACCCCGUCUUCCCCAACUGGGUGUACGAGAGGCCGGCGCUCAUCGGAGAUUUCGUUGUUAGCGGUUCCUCCUCCGCGGUGGAGCCGACCGUGCCUGUCGGUACCUUGCCAUUGCCGGCACAGGAGCAGGCAUUGGUGGACGACCUGCUGUACGUGCUGAUUGGUGUGGAUGGUCGGGACAUCACCGCCCAGCCGGUCCUGGGCAGGCAGAGCCGCUCGUUCGUGGUUGACCCUUCUCUGGACCUAUCUGUGAAAGAGCUGGUUCAGAAGAUCCUACCAGUCGCAGCCUGUUACUCCACAAUCAUCCGGUUCAUAGAGGAGAAGUCCUCUUUUGAGUACGGUCAGGUAAACCACGCCCUGACCGCAGCGAUGCGGACCCUGAUAAAGGAGUACCUGAUCCUCUUCACCCAGCUGGAGCACAUACACUGCCAGGGCACUCUCUCCCUCCAGAAGCUGUGGUUCUACAUCCAGCCCACCAUGAGAACUAUGGAGACCCUGGCCUCCAUUGCCAUCUCCGUUGAGAAGGGCGACUGCAUGGGUGGAUCCACGUUAAGUCUCCUCCACGAUCGAACGUUCAACUACACUGGAGACAGUCAGGCCCAGGAGCUGUGCCUCUACCUCACCAAAGCAGCGAGUGUGCCCUACUUUGAGAUCCUGGAGAAGUGGAUUUACAGAGGCAUCAUUAAGGACCCAUACAGUGAAUUCAUGGUGGAAGAACACGAGCUCCAGAAAGAGAAGAUUCAGGAGGAUUACAAUGACAAGUACUGGGACCAGCGCUACACAAUUGUGCAGCACAGAAUACCAUCCUUCCUCCAGAAAAUGGCUGACAAAAUACUCAGCACUGGGAAGUAUCUGAAUGUGGUCCGAGAGUGUGGUCGUGAUGUCACGUGCCCAGAUGCCAAGGAGGUUCUGUACACACUGAAGGAGAGAGCUUACGUGGAGCAGAUCGAGAAAGCCUAUAACUACGCCAGCAAAGUUCUCCUCGACUUCUUGAUGGAAGAGAAAGAGUUGGUGACCCGGUUGAGGUCAAUUAAACAUUACUUCCUAAUGGACAAGGGAGAUUUCUUUGUCCAUUUCAUGGACCUGACCGAGGAGGAGCUGAAAAAGCCUGUGGAUGACAUCAUUGCUCCCAGACUGGAGGCUCUACUGGAGCUGGCUCUCAGGAUGAGCACUGCCAAUACAGACCCGUUUAAAGAUGAUCUAAAGAUUGACCUGAUGCCGCAUGACGUGAUCACCCAGCUUCUACGCGUCCUGGCCAUAGAGACCAAGCAGGAGAAGGCCAUCAUCAACGCUGACCCCACCGACGUGUGCCUCAGCGGCCUGGAGGCCUUCUCCUUCGACUACAUCGUCAAAUGGCCGCUGUCACUCAUUAUCAACAGGAAAGCAUUGACCAGAUACCAGAUGCUGUUCAGGCACAUCUUUUACUGCAAGCACGUGGAGAGACUGCUCUGCAACGUGUGGAUCAGCAACAAGUCGGUGAAGCAGUACUCUCUUCACACUGCAAAGUGGUUUGCUACUGCGUUUGCUCUGCGACAGCGAAUGCUCAACUUUGUCCAGAACAUCCAGUACUAUAUGAUGUUUGAGGUCAUGGAGCCCACCUGGCACAUUAUGGAGAAUAACCUGAAAUCUGCGUCGAACAUCGAUGACGUCCUCUGCCAUCACACCAGCUUCCUGGACAACUGUCUGAAAGACUGUAUGCUGACCAACCCGGAGCUCUUGAAGAUCUUCUCCAAGCUCAUGUCCGUGUGCGUCAUGUUCACUAACUGCAUGCAGCGGUUCACCCAGAGCAUGAAGGUGGACAGUGAGAUGAAGCGUCUCUCCCUGGAGCAUGGGACCAUGGAGGGGCCCCCCACGCAGAACGAGAGGACCGAGGAGGCCCAGAAGAAGAGGCUCACCUCCAAGUAUUUAGCCGAGCAUGCCGACGCCCUUCAGUCCGACUCGGGCUUGGAGGGGACCAUCGGCAAGUUCGACAGCAACUUCAGCAGCCUGCUUCUGGAGCUGCUGGACAAGCUGAGCAUGUACAGCACCAACGACUGCGAGCACAGCAUGAUCAACAUCAUCUACAGGCUAGACUUCAACGGGUUCUACACGGAGAGGCUGGAGCGAAUGGCCAUUGAGAGGAGUCAGAAGGCCGCAGCGUAGCACUGUUUGUCAUUCACUUCCGAAGGACAACAAUGUCAUUAUUUAUCUCGCCUUCGUAUGCAGUGACGGGGGGGGACAUUGGUUACUUACACUCCCUCUAGAAUGGUUAAAGGAACCUGUUUGAUAUAUUGUAAGAUGGCAUGCUGAAUUCAUAUUGAACUCUAUCCCUAUAAUUCGAUGUAAGAAUAUGCAGUAACGUGAUGUUCCUCUGUUGUCACAGACAAAUGUUUCAGCACUGUAUACUGUAGAAGUGACGGAAAACAACGGGGGUCUUCUAAACAAUAAGCACUAUGGUUUGUAGUGGUUGUCACUAAUACAAAUAAAUGUUGAAUUAUCAAAUGUAUUUAAAUACAUAGUCUUGGUUGUAUUCUCACAUUUUAUGAAUCAAAUUUGUCUGUAUAAUAAAACCCUUUGAAUGCA
This is a messenger RNA of Conger conger (European conger), 3233 nucleotides long. It is a transcript of the gene tubgcp2, whose product is annotated as tubulin gamma complex component 2. Bases 153 to 2813 code for a protein of 886 amino acids. Gene Ontology annotation, biological process: meiotic cell cycle; microtubule nucleation; spindle assembly. The record is from RefSeq and is a predicted model, not a curated record. NCBI's taxonomy places the organism in Eukaryota, Metazoa, Chordata, Actinopteri, Anguilliformes, Congridae. The transcript is spliced from 18 exons. Gene Ontology annotation, molecular function: gamma-tubulin binding; microtubule minus-end binding. Gene Ontology annotation, cellular component: spindle pole; gamma-tubulin small complex; centrosome.